AUGCGCAAGUGGUGGCACGGCCUCGCGGCCGCCGGCGCCUUGCUCGCCGCCCUCGCCGCCGCGCUGGCUCUCACCGUGGCCGGGCUGCGGCCGGCGACGUUGCACACGCACGGGCAGCCGUCGUCGUCGGCCGCUGACUCCCGACGGCCGCCGCUGAGGUUCGGGCCAGGGGGAGUGUUCAAGGUGGCCCUGUUCGUGGACCUGCAUUACGGCGAGGACGCGUGGACCGACUGGGGGCCCGCGCAGGACGCCGCGUCCGACCGCGUCAUGGCCGCCGUCCUGGACGCCGAGAACCCAGACUUCGUGGUGUACCUCGGCGACCUGGUGACGGCGAACAACCUCCCGAUCCCCAACGCGAGCCUGUACUGGGACCGCGCCAUCUCGGCCUCCCGAAGCCGGGGCAUCCCGUGGGCGACGGUGUUCGGCAACCACGACGACAUGCCCUUCGAGUGGCCGCCCCAGUGGUUUUCCCCCGACGGCGUCCCGCCGCUGCGCUGCCCGGCGCUGCCGACGAGCACGCCGGAUUCAGGGUGCAGCUUCCGAGGGACUCCCCGGACCGACCUCAUGGCGGCGGAGACCGUCGCCAACAGGCAGCUGUCCUACUCCUCCAGCGGGCCCAGGGAGCUGAGGCCCGGCGUCUCCAACUACGUCCUGCAGGUGCUCUCGCGACGACGAACACGCGACGACGAUCACGACCCGGCCCUGCUCAUGUACUUCCUCGACUCAGGCGGUGGGUCGUACACCGAAGUGGUGUCCAGCGCUCAGGUCAAAUGGUUCCAGAGCCAGUCCCAGUUCCUGAAUCCAAAUGGAAGGAUCCCUGAGCUCAUCUUCUGGCAUAUACCAAGCACGGCGUACGUCAUGGUAGGUCCAAAGGCCAAGUCAGAGAUAAGGAAGCCCUGCGUUGGCUCCAUCAACAAGGAGGAAGUGGCGCCACAGGCAGCUGAAUGGGGCAUGAUGGAUGCUCUCGCCAAGAGGCCGUCAGUUAAGGCAGUGUUUGUUGGGCACAACCACGGGCUGGACUGGUGCUGCCCCUACGAGGAGCUGUGGCUGUGCUUCGCACGGCACACGGGGUACGGGGGAUACGGUGACUGGCCCAAAGGAGCUAGGAUCAUCCAGGUCACGGAAGACCCGUUCUCGGCCGUGUCAUGGAUAGGGAUGGAGAACGGGAGCAGGCACAGCGAUGUUACGCUCAGCUCCUGA
This is a messenger RNA of Miscanthus lutarioriparius, 1200 nucleotides long. The record is from the annotation of a GenBank genome assembly. NCBI's taxonomy places the organism in Eukaryota, Viridiplantae, Streptophyta, Magnoliopsida, Poales, Poaceae.